AUGGCUGACGAUUUUGAUACUGGUGAUCUGUUUAAGGACCCCGAGGGGUUCUACCCUGAAGAGAAACAGCCCACAUUUGCUGAGCACCACAUGCUGUCUGGACAGACGGUGCGCGUGCGUCUUGUGGGCAGUCACCCACUUUACGGAAAUCUGCUAUGGAAUGCCGGCCGAACCAGCGCACAUUAUAUUGAAGAACGAGCCGAUUCCCUUAUCCGCGGCAAGGAUGUCCUCGAGAUUGGCGCUGCGGCGGGCGUCCCUAGUAUCGUCAGUGCGAUUCUGGGGGCUCGCACCACGGUGAUGACUGAUUAUCCAGACCUGGACCUGGUAUCUAAUAUGCAACAUAAUGCGGAUUUGUCGGCUGGCAUGAUCCCGUCUGAGUCGCGACUGUAUGUGGAGGGUUAUGCAUGGGGCAAGACGGUUGAACCGCUCCAGGCGCAUAUUCCUUCCGCCCAAGGAGGCAGCCCUGCGACCUUUGACGUAUUGAUCAUGGCAGACGUUGUUUACGCCUGGCGUGAACAUGGGAAUCUGAUCAAGACUAUGCAAAUGACUUUGAAAAAAAGCCCCGAGGCUGUGGCUUUGGUCAUUUUUACACCCUAUCAGCCGUGGUUGCUGCCGCAGACCGAAAAGUUCUUUCCGCUGGCGGAGUCGAGCGGGUUCACCGUGACCAAGAUAUUUGAAAAGCUCAUGGAAGAGGUGUUAUUUGAAGAUGAUCCAGGUGAUGAGAGGCUUCGGCGGACCGUGUUUGGAUAUGAACUCCGGUGGGCACCGGAUAAAUUGCUGGACAAUGCUUGA
This is a messenger RNA of Penicillium longicatenatum, 792 nucleotides long. It is a transcript of the gene efm7, whose product is annotated as putative nicotinamide N-methyltransferase Nnt1. The transcript has 3 exons. NCBI's taxonomy places the organism in Eukaryota, Fungi, Ascomycota, Eurotiomycetes, Eurotiales, Aspergillaceae. Bases 1 to 792 code for a protein of 263 amino acids. The record is from RefSeq and is a predicted model, not a curated record. Gene Ontology annotation, biological process: peptidyl-lysine dimethylation. Gene Ontology annotation, molecular function: protein-lysine N-methyltransferase activity.